Acanthisitta chloris (rifleman) is the source of this 2552-nucleotide messenger RNA. It is a transcript of the gene GLIS1, whose product is annotated as GLIS family zinc finger 1. The annotation marks the transcript as partial. Gene Ontology annotation, biological process: regulation of transcription by RNA polymerase II. The record is from RefSeq and is a predicted model, not a curated record. The transcript has 9 exons. Gene Ontology annotation, molecular function: zinc ion binding; RNA polymerase II cis-regulatory region sequence-specific DNA binding; DNA-binding transcription factor activity, RNA polymerase II-specific. NCBI's taxonomy places the organism in Eukaryota, Metazoa, Chordata, Aves, Passeriformes, Acanthisittidae. Gene Ontology annotation, cellular component: nucleus.
UAAACGGUGGCUACAAUCAUUGUAAUUUGAUCUCUGAGAAGAAGGACAUGGAGAUGACAAGUAGUUCAGUACCUGUCUGCAGACAAGGUCUGUUCAUCCACACAGGAAACUCACUCAUGCGAGACCACCCACUGUCCUGCGAGCGGCUGCUCCAUGUCGGUCAGCUGAACCUGACGCACUCGGAUAUAAGGUCACCCAGGUUUCAAGACUCAGUAGAUUCUGCUGCUCCAUGCCUGAAUGGAAGUCACCCGGCUCAGCACAUUAAACAAGAAUGCCCGAGUGAUUAUAAGGUUCUGUCUGAGGCUUCCACACAUAGGAGGAUUACGGAGGGGAUGGAGCUGAGAGCCUCCGGUAGUCUGCAUCCUGAACUAGACCUAAUGAAUAAUAGCUUUACAAAUUCACUUUCAUCCUACUUGUUUAAUAAUGAACACAGCUCCUCCCUGGGUCCUUUGUCACUUGGCACCCCUCAGCACUCGGCCAGGCUGCAAACAAGCAACCUGAAGAAGAGAUGCAUCUCCGUCGUGCCGUCUUCAGCCGAAGGAAUCGAUAUUACAGCUAUCAUCCGCACAUCACAGACGUCACUGGUCACCUGUGUGAAUGGACUGCGAACUAAUUCAGCUGGCAUUUCCUCUCAUCCUGUGGAGAUCAGUCAUCACAGUGCUCAAAAAUCCUCUCGGCCCCAGUCUUGCUCUCAGCCUGGAAACCCUUGCAGCAUUCCCUCCCCUCCAGCAUGUCUUGUACCUAUUUCCGCUGAAUGUGACAGAGGUGACUGUGAGCAGAUACAAAUGCAGCAAGUCGAGGAAAAUGGAAGCCUCAGCCUUAUGAUGAAUGGUACUAGCAUUGCUCAUCAAAACACCUCACACAGCAGCCAGAAGGUGAGUUUCUUAAAACAAGAACCAGCUGACGACUAUUCCUCCACUGCUGAUCUUUUUCGCCAUCACCAGGGGCUGCCUCCCCCGUACCACCUCCACCAGCAGCUAAGCCAGACCCAGGGGACACUGCCUCACCUCAACGCCUCUAUGUCUCCCAAGUCCCUCCAGCCCAGCGAUGGGGAUGAGCAGGACCUCAGCAAUGGCAAGCAGGUCUGUCAGUGGAUUGACUGCAGUGCCACUUAUGACCAACAAGACGAACUGGUCAGACACAUAGAAAAGACUCACAUUGACCAGCGGAAAGGAGAGGACUUCACUUGCUUCUGGGCAGGCUGUGUCCGCCGCUAUAAACCCUUCAAUGCUCGUUACAAACUGCUGAUUCAUAUGAGGGUUCAUUCUGGAGAAAAACCAAACAAGUGCAUGUUUGAAGGGUGCAACAAGGCAUUUUCUAGGCUUGAGAACCUCAAGAUUCACCUCCGGAGUCAUACUGGGGAGAAGCCAUACCUGUGUCAGCAUCCUGGCUGCCAGAAAGCUUUCAGCAACUCCAGCGACCGGGCGAAGCAUCAGCGAACGCACUUGGAUACCAAACCCUACGCCUGCCAGAUUCCUGGCUGCUCCAAACGCUACACCGACCCCAGCUCUCUGCGCAAGCACGUCAAAGCUCACUCAGCCAAAGAGCAACAGGUGCGUAAGAAGCUAAAUUCCUGUACCGAUAUCGAACAAGACGUACUAAGUGAAUGUUUGGCUAUACAACAACUCCACACGUCUUCACAGCACAUUCUGGAUGGGAAGUGUGGCAGAUCUGUAGGUCAUCAUGAUUUAAUUACAGGCAUGUACAGUGGUUCCAGCACUAACCACAACGGCCCCUCACCAGGUGUGCUGCCGCCGCCUCCUCAUGACAUCCCUUCAAGACACCUUCCACUCGACUCUGCUCUUCCCAGUCCACAUCACCACCAGUCGCCGCUGGAGAGUGCCAGGGAGGGGCUUGCUCCCAACCUAAUAUCCCCACUUGUCAGCCCCUUGAAAGCAUUAGUUCCACCUUCCCUCCUGCAGAAACACGGCUCUCCAUCGUCACACAGCCAGUCACCGACCGGGCAGCAAUUCCCUGGAAUACCAAAUAAACCAUACAGUUCAUUUCAAAACCAGUCUGUACAGCAGGGAUCUCAAGGUUACCAAGGCAGCUUUCACUCCAUACAAAACUGUUUCCACUAUGGAGACUGCUACAGGACAGUGGACCAGUCUGUCACCAGUGAUGUGCUCACAGGGGAAUCCCAUUGCUUCAACCCUCUGAGGCAGAAUGGCUAUCACAUACUCAAUGCACCUUUAGCUUCAACAGGCUAUGAGGCAAUCUCUGAAGCACAGUGUGUCUCCGAGGACAUGGUCUCCAAUGGGACGGAUGAAAAUGGAUUCUUCCCAAACGGCGCCUUUGAUCACUGCUUGAACCACAUUCCCUCCAUCUAUACAGAUACCUAAGAGCAGUGCUGACCUUGUUUCCUUUAUUAUACCUAUAACUGCGUAUGUAAUAACAAAGGUGUUGUUCAAGUACUUUUAUUUAGUCUGUAUCCCUAUAUGUGCUCAUUUAAAUAAACACCUCACAUUUACCAAACCAUUUUAUACAUGAAUAGUCUGUAUGAGAUAAUAUUGGAACCUGUUCCUUUGCUGUGGCACUUUGAAAUUCAUGCU